Molecule: messenger RNA, 942 nt
Organism: Dothidotthia symphoricarpi CBS 119687
Lineage: Eukaryota; Fungi; Ascomycota; Dothideomycetes; Pleosporales; Dothidotthiaceae
Product: Methylthioadenosine phosphorylase
Exons: 2
Coding region: 1-942 (313 amino acids)
Biological process (GO): nucleoside metabolic process
Cellular component (GO): cytosol
Molecular function (GO): S-methyl-5-thioadenosine phosphorylase activity
Source: RefSeq, a predicted model, not a curated record
AUGGCCGGCGUCCCUAAUACAUACGAUGCACCCGUCCACAUCGCCGUCAUAGGCGGGACGGGCAUCUCGUCGCUCCCCGGCUUCUCCCUCGCCGCUACACUUGAUAUCGACACACCAUGGGGCAAGCCAUCCUCCCCCGUUAGCAUCGUCACGCACGCCUCCCCUUCCACUGGGGCGUCUAUUCCCAUCGCUUUCAUCUCGCGCCACGGUCUCCACCACGAGCUUGCGCCCCACGAGGUCAAGAACCAAGCCAACAUCGCCGCCCUACGCCAUCUCGGCGUACGCACUAUCAUCGCUUUCUCCGCCGUGGGUUCUCUACAGGAGGAGAUCCGACCCCGGGACUUUGUUGUUCCCGACCAGAUCAUCGACCGUACAAAGGGUAUCCGGCCAUUUACCUUCUUCGAGAAGGGCAUGGUUGGACACGUGGGCUUCGGUGACCCAUUCGAUAAGCGACUGGCGGAGAUCGUCAGGCGGUGCGGACACAGUCUGGAGGGCGAAGGCGUCACACUGCAUGACAAGGGGACAGUUAUCUGCAUGGAGGGCCCACAGUUCAGCACACGCGCUGAGUCGAACAUGUACCGCACAUGGGGCGGGAGCGUUAUCAAUAUGAGCGCGCUACCCGAGGCGAAGUUGGCGCGCGAGGCCGAGAUCGGGUACCAGAUGAUUUGCAUGGCGACUGACUACGAUUGCUGGAGGGGCAACGGCGAAGAGGAUGUCAAUGUCGAGAUGGUCAUGGCGCACAUGAAGGCGAAUGCAGAGAACGCUCAGCGGUUCAUGGCUGCCGUGUUGAAUGAGCUCACUAAGGAGGAGAAUGGCGAGUUGGUGUUGGCGAAGCACAUGGAAGGCCAGAUGCGGUUCGCGGGCGCUAUGACGAAGAAGGAAGGCAGAGGCCAGGAGGCGGAGAAGAAGCUGCAGUGGUUGUUCCCGGGGUACUUUGAAUAA